AUGGGCAGACAGCUAUUUCUCUCCGAGCGCGAUGAAAAGGCGAAAGAGAAGCGUCGACUCCUUAGAGAGAAGAAUGGCUUCGUCCCCGGAGCACACAAGGAGGAAGAUUCCAUUCGAAACAAAAACAAAAAACUUCCCAAGACAAAGAGGUUGCAUCAAGAGAAAUUCGGUCUUUGGCUCGACUUCACGGCAGAUCCCGAAAAUGGAUAUCAGGAUUACAAAACCUUUGAGGGGUGUGAGGCUCCGAGCCAUGACAUGGUGAAACAAUUCAUUCGGUGGCUUGCAAAAUCUACAUUAGGUCGACUUACCGAGGGCAAAGAGCCAACUGUGAGGUCUGCUCAGGCGUGGGCUGAGCAGUUCUUCGGUGGUUUCGCUGAAUUUACCAAAACCGAAGUCAUUCCAGAGGAUCGAACGGAAGUCUACCAAUGGAUCAGGAAUACCUUGACGCUAGAUAAAGUUGUUGUGAAUAAGAAAAAGCAGAAAUACAACUUUACAAAGGACGACUUUUUGAAAGUCGUCUCCUCGAUAUGGCAAAUUGAUCAUAAGAAAUUCAUUCCUGGGCUGAUCAAAGUUGACAUACUAUUUGCUCUUCAACUAUAUCUUUUCACUGGAGCAAGGGUUGGAAGUUUUAUGCCCUCGGAUGAGAACAAACACCAGAGAGGCCUUCGAUACGAACACAUCGACUUGGUUCUGUUUCCUUCGCGCACCGAUCCUUGGGAAGUGGGAUGGAGGGUCAACCAGGUUUGGCUGAAGAAUAAUCGAGAUUCAGAAUAUACAGUGUUCGGAAUUGGUAUCCGAGAUAGCAGCAAACCGCAGUUCGCAUCUGGCGAGGUCCUCCUCAGCCUUGCACUGGAACACGGCGCUCUUUUUGGGAUUGAAUCUGUAGCGGAUCUGGCACAAUACGACCUGUCAAAUGGGGAAAUUCCACUGCGAUGGAAGAAAGAUUAUUUGUCAAAACCAAUUUUCCGCAACGUUACAGCCGACGGACCUCAAGACAUCCCUCUAACGCAAGGGAGGUUCACUAAUUACCUGCACCAAAUCUUCGUCGCAGCUGGGUAUACCAAGCACCCCACAAUACAUUGUUUGCGUCGAAAUCUGGCAAAGGAGGUUGAACUUUCGCAGAUUCUUGCACAUCGUGAUCCAAACACAUUUCCCGAACAUUAUCAGGCCCAUUGUUCUUCUAUAGACACUGUGUCGGCCAUACUAAAUGAGGAACCACAAUCGCAACACAUUGAGUACUUCCAGGGCUAUGGGCAAUUUUGUGAACCCGGCUUGCCCCUUGAACUGCCAGCGCACAUCAAAGAAAGUAUUUUGAUGCAACCGGAAAUGGUGGAAAUACAAAAUCGGAUUGAAAACUUUGAAAGCUGCAACGAUGAAGUUUCACUUCGGGCAGAGAAGUUGAAUUUACGUGAAUCAAUGGUACGAAAGCGUCGAUUUGAGCUCAAGCAGUAUCAAAGUCAAUGGGUACAAUGGAGAAGAGACCAGAAAAUCCUUAGUCGCGGCAAAGACAAACCGGUCUUAUUGGAAAAUGACAUUUUCACACGAGCUCAGAGCCUAAUAAUGCCGGAGGUAGGGCGAAUUGCAACAGCUAUGGCCCUCACUACUGAGCUUUCCUUUAAAGAGAAACUUCUCUUUGUCCAAGACCUACAGACUCAGUGUUCCCGCGAUUUUGAUGUUGUCUAUUUACCAAAUGAAGAGCCUAUUGAAGGGCUCUGCCCUUCAAAACAUUGUCAGGUCAAUAUUGAAAGCUUGAAGAAAUGUGAACGAAGCGCUCACACUCAUAAAUGCAUACGGCGCGAGAAAGCGAUUGAUUUACAAGUCUCAGAAGCACGAAUGAGAUACUGUUAUGAGUGCAUGGAAUGGUACUUGUCCCAUCAGUGGCGAGAUCAUUGCGCCGAACAUCUCCAGUCAUGGCAAACCCGACACUGUGAAGUAAUCAAAUAUCGUCAUACCGUCAUUCGUCCUGGAUACUGCCCCUUCUGUUUGUCGGACUCAGAUCUUCCAGCCGACAAACGCUUGGAUUAUUGGCCGCGAAGUUGUAACCUGAGAGAACAUAUCGAGAGUCAACAUAUUCCAAAUAUUGAUUGGCCCCUUUCAAAACCAUUAUGUGGAUGUAUCCAAACAUUUGACAGUGAACGCCAGUUGCGAUAUCACUUGCACGACAAGCACGGACUUCACCAAGCUAUUUGGAAAUCCCCAAAACUACCGAGAAAGAGGAAGCGCUCCAGCAGGACUAUAGAGGAAACUUAUUUAACGGAGCCAAUUGAGGAGCAGCCUAAGAAACUCCGCUUUUGUUCCUAUUCAUUUCCAACUCAGCAGUUUGAUGACCAAAUAUUCAGCGAGAAAUUCUUGCCUGCCCCGCAUUCUGAGUCAUUUGCCACAGAGGACCCUCAAAAGGAUUUGUCCAAAAGGCCCAACAGUCUCUGCUCGAGUAGCCGAAGCAGCUUUAAAUCGGGAUUCUCCGCGGUCAAUUCUCCUCUAAGCUCUCGGCCAACGACCCCUGGGCUUGAGGCGAUCGAUCCAAAAAUUCUUGAGCCCAUUGGCUCCGGCAAUGGAAUUGAGCAACAGGCUUGUGAUGAAGCCGCCGCCGGGUUGAACUCACUAAGUCUCUCUACCACCGAUUUCGACACCAAAAAGAUGUCGCUUACUUACACAAUGAGAUCGAAUUCACCUGCCUCAGACCUUGCCUCCGAGCAGCCUGGUUGUGACAUUGACGACGAAGCAAGACAAAGCAAGAAGUCCUCCCGAAAGGAACCGCCCACUUCAGAGCCUCCUAACGUUGUGGACAUUUUAGAAAUUUUUCCAGAAAAAGAUGGGGCCAAAAACGAUGAGGGAGAAUAUGAAGGCAGUCUCCAAGAGAAGGCAAGCGAUCGAAAACCGCGCUGUCAUAUUCCAAUUCAUCUCACCAAGACGAGAUCACAACAGCCUCGGCAUCAUUUGGCUGAACCGAGCCCUCAAAAACUGCGACAGAAACUCUAUGCAAAGGAGAGAAGAAAGAUGCUUGAAUUCAAGAGCCAGAAUCUGACCUUAAGGCAGAUUGGACCCCGCUUCGCAGACAUAGAUACGGCGUUUCUGCGACAGGCCUGGCAGGAUUUAGAGCUUCCCCAGCGAUGCACCAGAUCCGGGGCUAAUCGGAUGGCCCGUCAGAGGUAUGCUCGCUAA
Penicillium antarcticum is the source of this 3162-nucleotide messenger RNA. RefSeq lists its product as uncharacterized. The record is from RefSeq and is a predicted model, not a curated record. The transcript has 7 exons. NCBI's taxonomy places the organism in Eukaryota, Fungi, Ascomycota, Eurotiomycetes, Eurotiales, Aspergillaceae. Bases 1 to 3162 code for a protein of 1053 amino acids.